AUGUCAGCAAUUCUUGCAGCAGCCAUUGGAGGUGCUGUAGGAGCUCUUGCAUUGAUUGCUUUGUUGGUUUUUUUCAUUUGGUUUUGUAUCUUUCGUCGUAAGAAUGUGUCAAGAACUUCUGAGACUGGCUCUUCUGAUCCAUCUACUCAAGAAGGAAGAAAUGUUGCAAUUGAGUUGUCAAUGAGGGAAGCUAGAAGGUUUGAAAUGGAGGAACUUGCUCAAGCAACAAAGAGUUUUACCAAUAAAAGCCUUAUAGGUAUUGGCAAAUUCGGCGAGGUUUACAAAGGUUUGCUUCAAGAUGGUGUUCUUGUGGCAAUCAAGAAAAGGCCCGGCUUGCCUACGCAAGAAUUCGUUAACGAGGUUCGUUAUCUAUCGUCUAUACAUCAUCGUAAUCUUGUUACUCUUUUGGGUUAUUGCCAAGAAAGCAACACACAGUUUCUUGUCUACGAGUAUGUUCCUAAUGGAAGUGUUUCCAGUCACCUGUACGGUGCUGGUGGUAAUGUACCUGGAAAUAGGCUAGAAUUCAGAAAUAGGCUUGCCAUAUCUAUAGGAGCUGCUAAAGGCUUGGCACAUCUUCACUCGCUGAGUCCUCGAUUGAUACAUAAGGACUUCAAAACUGCUAAUGUUCUUGUGGAUGAAAAUUUCAUUGCUAAAGUUGCGGAUGCAGGAGUUCGUAAUUUCUUAGGGAGAGAGGAUGUUGGCACAUCGUCUCACAUUGUUGCAGAUCAGAUUUUCCUAUCCCCGGAGGUUCAAGAAUUUAGAAGAUUUUCAGAGAAAAGUGAUGUAUAUGCUUUUGGUGUAUUCCUCUUGGAAUUAGUAAGGGGAAGAGAAGCAUCAGAACCAUCCCCUUCAAGCUCAACACAAACUCUAGUCGAAUGGAUGCAAAACAUAACGGAUUACACGGAUUUACCAACGAUGAUCGAUGAGAGACUAGGAGGUACAUACACAGCAGAAGGAGUAGAGGAACUUAUUACACUGACACUUAAAUGUGUUGAUGUAUCAAGUGAGAAGAGACCAACAAUGAGUUAUGUUGUGACAGAGCUUGAGCGAAUAUUGGACAAGGAAGUGAGCUUAACAACAGUAAUGGGUGAAGGUACUCCUACUGUUACCCUUGGAAGUCAGCUUUUUAAAGCAUCAAAAUGA
Molecule: messenger RNA, 1143 nt
Organism: Arabis nemorensis
Lineage: Eukaryota; Viridiplantae; Streptophyta; Magnoliopsida; Brassicales; Brassicaceae
Source: the annotation of a GenBank genome assembly